Messenger RNA from Balearica regulorum gibbericeps (East African grey crowned-crane), 561 nucleotides. Lineage: Eukaryota; Metazoa; Chordata; Aves; Gruiformes; Gruidae. The record is from RefSeq and is a predicted model, not a curated record.
AUGUUAAAUAUUUAAAAGAAGAAGAUGCAAAUCGUAAAACAUUCACAGUCAGCAGCACACUGGAUUUCCUAGCAGAUCGCAAUGAUGAUGGCGCAGUUGUAAGUUGCAGAGUAGAUCAUGAGUCCCUAAACUCUACACCUCAGAUAGCAAUGCAGGUUCUAGAAAUACACUAUACACCUUUAGUUAAAAUCAUUUCUUCCAAUUCAUGGCCUGAAGAAGGACAAUCUAUAAUUUUGACUUGUGAAUCCAAAGGAAAACCACUGCCAGAACCAGUACUUUGGACAAAGGAUGGUGGAGAACUACCAGAUCCAGAGAGAAUGGUUGUCAACGGCAGGGUCCUAAGCAUCAGUUUCCUAAACAAAACAGACAAUGGCACAUACCGAUGUGAAGCAAAAAACCCUAUUGGCCGAAACAGCACAGAGUAUGUCCUGAUAGUACAUGAUGUUUUCAACACUUUGCUUCCCACUACUGUCAUCCCCUCCCUUACCACUGCAACAGUCACAACCACUGUAGCCUUAACAACCAGCACAACCACAUCGGCAACAGCCAUCAGCACCAGAG